AUGAACGCCGCCAUCGGAGAUGGUCCUUACCACAGCCCUUCCCAGAUAUCUCUUAUAGAUGUCCUCUUUCCCGGGUUCAGUAUCAUCUCUGCCUCAGCACAGCAACUGCUUGCCGGUAACCUGGACAGCUACACUGGGCUGCUUUGUACUUUGGAAAUGCUUGUCCUCUUCGCCCGCUAUAUUUCCCGCUACGUUUGGGAUCUAUCUGAAGCCUCGACAAUUUAUGUCUCAUACUACGACGAAGCAUACGACAUGUUACUGAUAGCUGAUCAACUAUUUAUCCACAAUGCCCAUUCAUCAAUUGCUCGCGUGAGAUUAACACAGCGUACAAACAACCUCUAUCUAAUAGAGAAAAAGCCGCUGACUUUUUCUCCUUGGAAUGGUUCAUUUCUUUUCUGGUAUAAAGGACAUUUACUCGUCCUCCACUGUGCUGUUAAAGAGCAUCGAGAGAAUCUCCAUAUCUCCUCCAUUGGUCUCAAUGCCAAUAUUCUGAAAAGCCUAAUUGAAGAGUGCCGAGAAAAGUAUCUUAAGGGUACCUAG
Molecule: messenger RNA, 540 nt
Organism: Penicillium longicatenatum
Lineage: Eukaryota; Fungi; Ascomycota; Eurotiomycetes; Eurotiales; Aspergillaceae
Exons: 3
Coding region: 1-540 (179 amino acids)
Source: RefSeq, a predicted model, not a curated record